GAGAUAGUGUUUUGUUUAUUUGUACGAUCGUUUGAUUACAACCCGUUGACUUCAGAAUUGGUGUGAUACCAUCGCACGACGAGAACUCUAGUCAUCGGUUUUGCUUUUUUACGUUUAAUUUUUUUGUAAAAAAUAAUAAUAACAAUAUACAAUUAUCGCUUUCGUCGACCGCCACCGUUCCGCUAAACUAUAUUGGCAGCAGAAACGAUAUCCGUGUUUCUCACAGUAACUAUCUACCUACCGCGCCGUAUUGUUUCUAUCUCACUUUUUGUCGAAGUCGUAUCGUUAACCGCCAAUUCGUUCGCUCGUCCGUUUUUAGCCUCAAUGAGUGUAAUGUGCGCUACGUGACAGGAACAAUGAACGGCCGUCCAUCAUACUAUCAUAGCCAUUCGCCAUUCUCCAACAAUUCGCUUGCCAUCUGCAAGGAAAUUCAACGGUUCGAGAGUGUUCACCCGUCGAUCUACGCUAUUUAUGACCUCAUCGAGCUCAUACCAGAUCCGAUUGUCGCUCAACAAGUCAGGGACCACGUCGUGUGCAUUGAAGAUUCGUUUGUAAACAGCCAAGAAUGGACGUUGUCGCGAUCAGUACCAGACCUGCGGUUGGGCAUUGUUGGUUCACUGUCGUCUGGCAAAUCGGCACUAGUUCACAGAUACCUGACAGGAUCGUAUAUGCAAGAAGAGAGUCCAGAAGGAGGUCGGUUUAAGAAAGAGAUAUCCGUGGACGGUCACAGUCAUUUAUUGUUGAUCAGAGAUGAGGGUGGUUCUCCAGAGUCACAGUUUACUGCCUGGGUAGACGCUGUGAUAUUUGUGUUUAGUCUGGAGAACGAAGCAAGCUUCAACGCUGUGUACGGAUACUAUACGAAAAUGGCGCACUACCGAAACUCGGCUGAAAUACCUCUCAUCUUGGUAGGCACACAGGACGCCAUUAGUGAAACAAACCCUCGAGUAAUAGACGACACAAGAGCCAGGAAGUUGGCGGCGGACCUGAAAAGAUGUUCGUAUUAUGAAACGUGCGCCACGUAUGGUUUAAAUGUGGAUCGCGUGUUCCAAGACGCUUGUCAAAAAAUCAUCCAGCAAAGGCUAUCCGCGUCUACUAAUUGUCUGUCAGACUCUCGGUGUUCAACACCCGCUUCUUCGUCGACCACCACCCCAGUUGGUGGUAUGCAAUCUGCUUCCUACGCAGGUAACCAACUUCAACAUCACCAACUCUAUCAACACAUGCAAUCUUCGGCCACCAGUUCGCGGACGUUCUCGCAGACGGCUUCCUCAUCGCCGUCGCCACCAGUACACGGUGCCGGUGGCGCGUCACCCUCCCAUCACGGCAGCAGUGGCGUAGUCAGUGCGUUCAAGGAGUCAGUCCUCCGGUCAAACUUGUCGCUGAACCGACAACCACUCGAGCUGUCCAUUGCCCUGGACAAUAACAAUGUAUCGACGAAAACCGCGUUUGACGGCGGUGGAGGUAGCAGUGGCGUCGGUGGAAGCAUUGGCGCUGCCAUCGGGCUAUCAGUGCCCUGCAAGGACUUGCCCACACCUAGUUCUACGCCUACAACCACCAGGAAGACCCGGAGGCGGUCCAACUUGUUCAACCCGUCCAAAAAAGACGACAAGAAUCGGUGUCUAGCCACCGGCGAGCUAGGCAGUGGCCGAGCUAUUCCUCUCAAACAGGGUUACUUGUACAAACGCAGUAGUAAAGGUCUCAACAAGGAAUGGAAGAAGAAAUACGUCACACUUUGUGAUGACGGGCGGCUAACGUAUCAUCCUAGUCUGCAUGACUAUAUGGAGGACGUGCAUGGUAAAGAGAUAUCGUUGCAGUACGUUACGGUCAAGGUGCCCGGCCAAAAACCCAGGGGAUCGAAAACCAUCAUGUCGCUUUCGUCUUCGUCAACGUCGGCCAACCACCAUCAUAGCAGCAAUGGCAUAUCCGAAAAUAUGUCAAAUAUAUCAAUAUCGAAUUUCCAGUCAAAAGACAAACGAACGGCCGAUAAAGUGAUGCUCACUGCAUUUGAACUGCUAAAAGAGCCCAGCUAUAAGAAUGGUGUUUCAGUUAACGGUGAUGAUUCAACAAUUAGUAUGUCGAACACUUCAUUGUCGACCAACAACGGCGAUCUCAAAGCCGAAACACCUAACGUGAAAAAGAGACACAGGCGGAUGAAAAGCAGUAACAUAAAGAACCAAGAGUGCGAAGACACUGACGGAUACGAAUUCCUAAUCGUAUCGUUGGACAAUAAACAGUGGCAAUUUGAAGCUAACAGCUCGGAGGACCGUGACGAAUGGGUGGCUGCUAUCGAACAGCAGAUUCUCAACUCGUUACAAAGCAAUGAGAUUAACAAAGUUAAUGUUGGUGGUAAAUUUGGUUCGUCUUAUAACCGAGCAGAAGACGUGCAAAGCAUCCGGACGCGAGUACCUGGAAACGGGCAGUGUGCUGAUUGCAAUUCCCCGAAUCCUGAUUGGGCCAGUUUAAAUCUGGGAAUACUCAUGUGCAUCGAGUGUUCUGGCAUACACCGCAACCUGGGAUCGCACAUAUCCAAAGUCCGAUCACUCGACUUGGAUGGAUGGCCACCAUCCCACCUUAAGGUAAUGAUGGCAAUGGGUAACGAUCUAGCAAAUUCCGUAUGGGAAUCCAACGUUCGUCCUGAUCGAACCAAACCCAAUCCUGGUUCGAGCCGGGAGGAGAAAGAAUUAUGGAUACGUAGCAAAUAUGAAACCAAAGAGUUCCUACCAGCGAUAAGUCAUACGCCCAACUUAUCGCAGCAGCUCAUCGACGCCGUGUACAGGUGUGAUAUGAAAGCUCUCACGUUGAUAUUGGCUCAUGCCAGUGCUGACCAGGUAAAUUGUGUCGUCAGCCACCGAGACUUGCGCACGCCGUUACACCUAGCCUGUUCUGCGAUCAACCUUCCUAUAGCGCAGCUACUCUUAUGGUACAAAGCAAACGCCAAAGCCGUGGACCACGAGGGCCGAACGUGUCUGCAACAUGUGCGAACGGCUUGUCGGGGCGCCGCCGGUGCCGCAUCCGUCCAAGACGUCGGUCCACUGACAGACUUGCUCGUGCAAAACGGUUGCCCCGAAAACGGCACCAGCACGCUGACUAGACCAUUGGACAUACUUCCGUCCAGCGUCAUCUGAUCAUCGACUUGACACAUCACCAGCGGCACAGUUAUCGCAUAUAUUCGGAUGUCGAACGAAGAGACGACAUUCCGUUUGGCGUACGAGCAAAACAAUAUAAUAAUUAUUAAUGAAUAAUACCGCGCUGUGAUAGCUUUACAUAUUUAUAAAUAUAUAAUGUUAU
Messenger RNA from Melanaphis sacchari, 3285 nucleotides. It is a transcript of the gene CenG1A, whose product is annotated as centaurin-gamma-1A. Gene Ontology annotation, cellular component: nucleus. NCBI's taxonomy places the organism in Eukaryota, Metazoa, Arthropoda, Insecta, Hemiptera, Aphididae. Gene Ontology annotation, molecular function: protein binding; GTPase activator activity; GTPase activity. The record is from RefSeq and is a predicted model, not a curated record. Bases 357 to 3122 code for a protein of 921 amino acids. The transcript has 12 exons.